Messenger RNA from Malassezia vespertilionis, 1125 nucleotides. RefSeq lists its product as uncharacterized. The record is from RefSeq and is a predicted model, not a curated record. Bases 1 to 1125 code for a protein of 374 amino acids. The transcript has a single exon. Gene Ontology annotation, cellular component: nucleus. NCBI's taxonomy places the organism in Eukaryota, Fungi, Basidiomycota, Malasseziomycetes, Malasseziales, Malasseziaceae.
AUGCAGGCUUCGUUGGUAGCUGCGUAUGCAUCGGACUCGGAGGAGGAGGAGCCGCGCACGCAAGCUCCGGAGGAGGUGCCUUUAGCUGCUCAGCACAGUGCACCGUCUGUCUCUGGCAUAGCCAUGGGACUGCCUCCGCCCAAAGCACAGACCAAACCAGGCGCAAGAAAGCUGCAGAUCCGCGUCGAUGCAACCACCAUCACGGACGCGGACGCGGAGGAGGCGCAUCGUGCACCACCAAGAAAACAAGUCAAGUUAGAUUCAGCGCAAGAGUCUCAUUCGCUUUUUUCCGUGCUGCCUGCGCCGCAGGCGAAACUCGAAUCGACGCAAGUAAAAAUAAAUGCACAACAAGACAAAGAGCAGCGCGUCGAUAACGACAUGCGCCUCACCAUCCAUGACGAUAUAGACUCAAAGGACCAAAAAGGCAAUGCUGAUUUUCGUGCAAUGUUGGGCCUUGCGCCAAAACCCAAACUCGCUUCGAAUCACCCCAAACCUGUGAUCCUUAACGAAGCAACGCUGCAGUCAGAGGACGAUACCCUCCAAACCACGCAGUCUCCCAACUCGCAUCUGUAUACUCCUGUUUUGGGCAAGGAGGCUGUAAAUCCGAGUACGUCGAGCAGAUCGGUCAUGGCCAUGUCGGCUGCGCCAGAAGUGCACGCGAAAACAUCCGAGCCCGAGCCCGAGCCCGCGCAAGAGGACUGGGAAAAAUUAUACCCUGGGUGGCACCAAGACCCCGAUGGAGCAUGGUAUCCUGUCACACCAGAAGCACAUGCUCAGUAUGCGGCCUGGGCGCAGCAGACCGAGUUGGCAGCGUACGAGCAAGCGUUGGAACGCGCAGGCGCGCCACCGCCCGACACGCAAAUGGCGACGUUUGACGCUGCUGAAGCAUUGGAAGCCACGCCACGAUCUGAACAACUCGAUGCACCCAAAUCAAACAAGCCAAAGAUUGACUGGCAAGUCUCGCAGAAGCUACAGUCGGACAGGCUGACAAAUGUGCGCGCCAAGAACCGCGGCCAGCUUUCUUCGCUUCUCGCACAAGCACAAGAGAGUCGCGAAGCGCUCGAACAGCGAUGGGCGCAGGGAAAAGCGAAACGUCGUCAAGCGAGCCAGCGUUACGGAUUUUGA